Molecule: messenger RNA, 4567 nt
Organism: Poeciliopsis prolifica (blackstripe livebearer)
Lineage: Eukaryota; Metazoa; Chordata; Actinopteri; Cyprinodontiformes; Poeciliidae
Gene: znf362a
Product: zinc finger protein 362a
Exons: 9
Coding region: 227-1567 (446 amino acids)
Cellular component (GO): nucleus
Source: RefSeq, a predicted model, not a curated record
UCUGCGGCAUCUGCACGGAUCGGGUGAAAAUUACGAGCCAGAAAAUGGGUUAAAAAUCCGCCUGAACGGGUUUUUCUCUGUGCACUGUGAGCAGCCUCUCGCCUGUAGCACCCAGAAGUGAACAGCAGGCGACCCGGAAGGCUUGAAGUCUGGCUGAAAGCAGGCAGAAAAAGGGGAGUCCUGCUCCGUUAUAAAUUUCUGUUUCUUCUCCUCUCGCUGGCGCAGGAUGGCUGAACCGCGCUUUAACAAUCCCUACUUUUGGCCUCCUCCUCCUUCUAUGCCUGGCCAGCUGGAUAACCUAGUCUUGAUCAAUAAAAUCAAGGAGCAGCUGAUGGCGGAGAAGAUCCGGCCGCCACACCUGCCCGCCGUUUCGGCCGCCUCCCAGCAGCCUCUGAUGUCUCCGUCGGGCCAGGCCGAAGGCAGCCAGCACGGGAUGUCCAAAGCUCAGCAGGGGUCCGGGCUGCACAGUCCGAGCCCAUCGCAGCCUGACAUCGCCCUGCAUGCCCGCCCUGCCUCCAGCUCUGUUACAGGUCGUAUCCUUGGAGAUGUGAACUUGAAUUUGGACGACAAGGCGGCUCUGAAAGCCCGGGGUCUGUGGGAGGACUGGCACCUGCGUCAGCUCAUAGACCAUCCGUCCAGAACAAACCACGUCUCAGGUGUGGCUCUGGCGUCCAGAACCGGGAACCUCAGCACUUCGGAGAUCAUAACCCCAACAACACCCACCUCAAGCAGCCACAGCCGGCUGGGUGGAGCCCCCGCCCCUCACCUCAUCUCAGGGCUAGCCGGCAGCCACGGGAUGGAGCCCGGGAAGACCAACGGGGGCUUUGUGGGCCUCCUCGGCCCGCCGCCGAAGCAGGAACGAGGGCGCAAGAAGAUCAAGGCCGAGAACGGCUCGUCGCUUUUGGUGGUCCCGUACCCGAUCCUGGCCUCGGGCAACGACCAGUCCUGUGUCACCAUCACCGCUAAAGAGGGUAAAACCUACAGGUGUAAAGUUUGUCCCCUGACCUUCUUUUCCAAGUCCGACAUGCAAAUUCACUCCAAAACGCACACAGAGGCGAAGGCCCACAAGUGCCCUCACUGCACCAAGACGUUUGCCAACGCCUCGUACCUGGCCCAGCAUCUGCGCAUCCACCUGGGCCUCAAGCCGUACCGCUGCUCCUACUGUGAAAGAUGCUUCCGCCAGCUGUCCCACCUGCAGCAGCACACCAGAAUCCACACAGGUGACCGACCGUAUAAAUGCCUCCACCCAGGAUGUGAGAAAGCUUUUACGCAACUCUCUAAUUUGCAGUCUCACCAGAGGCAGCACAACAAGGACAAGCCCUUCAAAUGCUCCAACUGUUUCCGUGCCUACUCAGACUCGGCCUCGCUGCAGAUCCACCUCUCUGCACACGCCAUCAAGAACGCCAAGGCCUACUGCUGCAGCAUGUGCGGCCGGGCGUACACCUCAGAGACGUACCUCAUGAAGCACAUGCCGAAACACGCGAUGGUGGAGCACGUCAUGUCCCAUCAUUCCCCUCAGAAUAGGACAGGUUCUCCCAAUAUUCCCAUUCGGAUCUCCCUCAUCUGAGCUCCACUGCCGUCGUCGUUCCUCCCACCACAGACUCCUACUGCCUGACGGACCGCUCGGCUCCAAAUGGAGGCAGGAAUCAUUUGGCGAAGAGGUUCUCGUCUGACGAGUUUCUCCUUCUUCUCUUUGUUGCUAAAGAGGAAGUAUUAACGGGAUCAUCCAAAGAUGAUUUCAGCACUUUCAGGCCUGACACUGACGGGCCAGAUAUUUGUUUGUUUUUUUUUGUUUUUUUUUUUUUAUGGGACUUAAACAAGUAUUGCUCCAGGCAGCUACAUAGAGAAUCUUUUUAAGUUUUGUGUUAUACAUAUAACGUUGUUUUUUAUAAACCGCUUUAAUUAGCUCCCCUUAUGUCAUAUAUUAUUAGUCUUCCAUUAUCUACAGAUGCAGGCAAUAUUGCUGACAACCCUGGUGUGUAAAAAACGUCUAAUUUACCGCAUUUACUCAGUAAAAUCUGUAUUUAUACAGACUUUUAAUACGGAUUUUACCGUUUUCAUACGGUACAUUCCUUGCAACCACAGCUGUCGGUAUUUUACUGUAAACUAUAAACUUUUUUUACAGUCUGGUUUGUAAAAUGGCUUAGUUUUAUUUUUUAUUACACUGCCACAGUUUAACUUAAAAUGAACGGAAAAUCCAAUAAUUAAACGAGUAUAAAAAAAUUAAUUUAUGUUAUGAAGUCAUAAAAUUAUAUCAAAAGUGAUUUUUUUUUUUUUUUUUACCUCUUUGCAAUAAUAUAUGAGGCUUUUAUUUUAGGAAGGUGGUGAUAUUAAAAAUGAUCUAAACUGAAACAUAAGAUGCUUUUUCAGUAAAUCCAAACUUGAAAAAUAGAUUUAUUAUCACGUUACAAUUUUCUGGCUUCUUUGGACGUGCAGCUCUGGAAAAAAAUUAAGGCACCACUUAAAAUGAUCAGUUUCUCUGAUUUUACUUUUUGUAGGAAUAUGUUUCAGUCAAACAUAUUCUUUUCUUGUUCUUUUGUUCUAUGAACUACUGACAACAUGUCUGAAAUUCAAAGCACAAAUUUAGGAUUUAUUUGCAGAAAAUGAGAAGUGGUCAAAAUAACAAAAGGUGCUUUCUGACCUCAAAUAAUGCAAAGAAAACAAGUUGACGUUCAUUUAGGAACAUUAAUACGAUUGAUUUAACUCAGGAAGAGUUCAGAAAACAAUGUCUGGUGGAAUAACCAGGAGGUUUUCAAUGGGGUUCAGUGCUGUGGGCUCUUAGUUUUUGUUCCAGACCUGUAAAUCUGAUUUUAUGCCAGAGAAAAGCCUCAUCAGACCUACCAUCACAAACACUACUGGGACUUUAACUGGAAAUAUCUGCUUUGGUCAGAUGAAAGUAAAAUUAAGCCUGAAACAAAGGAAAAACAUUUGUAAAUUUGCCUCAUUCCCAAAGUUAAGCAUAGUGGUGGAUCUGUGAUCAUGUAGGGAAGAACUUGGAGUCUGCAGGAUCCAGAUGUCAUAAAUGGAAAACGAGAUUAUUUUCCUGAUUGGUAAAUGUUCUCCAAUUAAGGGUUGGAUUUGUAUUACAUUUUCAAAACAGAAAGAUUAAUUUAAAGGUUAUUUUACACGUCUCUUAGGUGGAUUGUCAACAUAUUUGUCUGUAAGUUAACAUAAAAGUGUAGGUUUGUGUAUUCAUGCGUGUUUUUAACACUAAGGCAUUUGAUGUGUCAGCAGCUUCAGUUCCAGUGAUUUCUUCGCCUUCUUGCCAAACUUAGAAUCAGACGGAGAGGUUUGGCGAAACUUCACCGACAGUCACCUGAAGAAAAUCUAGGUUGAGGGAACUGUUGAGUUUUUCACAUCACUGCAAAAUGGACCAGAAAAAGCUGAAGUAUUCAGAGGGUGAAGGCAAAACUCCUCAAUCUGUUUCCCUUUGACAAAAAUAGGGGUUAUUUUUUUUUGGUUGUUUUGAGAAAUAGAUGUUAUUCACUUAAAGAAGUCACGUUAUUUAGCCUUUUUAGUUGGCGUUCUCUUCAUGAUAUCCUUGUCCUCUCUUGAUGAAGAUACUACAAAAAGUUAUCCAAAAAAAAAAACAAAUUGGAUUUUAUUUGUGGAUCAUAUUUCGGCAGCAAGGCAUUUGAAAGUGCUUUACGUAAUAAAAACACAAAAAUCAACUGAAACAUCAAAUUUUUCCAGGUGCCAUCAUUACUCAUCAGAUAUGUUUGGGAGCAAAAGGCAACUCUAAACAGGUGGGUGUUUAGAUUUAAAGUUACUCUGGGUUUCAGCUGUUUUGCAGUUUUUUGGAAGUUCAUUCCAGAUUUGUGGUGCAUAGAAGCUGGAUUUGGUUCUGCAGAGCAGACCAGAACCAGAAGACCUGAGAGAUCUGGAAGGUUGAUACUACAGCACAGUACUGUACUGUGUGUGACAAGUCGACAUGAAGUUACUUCAAUUUUUCUGCCUUUUCUUUGUACUUGUCUUAACUGUGAAAGGCCUGUGUGACACGGCUGCUCAUCUUUUUCUUUAUUCCAGGAUCAUUUCAAACACCAUGCAUCAGAAAUAUAACUUUGAUUAAACAAGUUCAAGGAACAAAACCCUUAUUAAUCCAUUUUAAAUUAUUACAUUUCAUUUUCUCAGACCCAAAGUCUUGUUCUCUGAACUCAUGUUAUGACCAAGAAUUAUGACCAAGAAUCUGAGACAUAAGAUAAAUAAAGAGAUCACAAACAUGUUUUCCUCUCCACAAGUUAGUUUUUUUGUUUAAUUAGUGACUAAUGUGGAAACAAAAUGAACAUAAAAGAACCCAUGGAUGUAUUUAAUAUACAAGUUAAACAUCAUUACGAGGAUCUUAGUCAAUUUACAGCUGCAGUCUGAGGUGGGCACAUCAAACAUGACGUUUUCCAUGUACUUAUAAAAGUAUACUUUAUUUUACAAGUGUUUAAGGCCUUAACUUUGUGUACAACAGCUGAGUUAAUUUGUAACCUACUUAACAUUCAUCUUUUAUGUCGGAGCAUGAGAAAUUCUGUAAAUAAACUACUAACUGUCAAAGCGAUUGUAAUAAAAGUGUUUUUAUUGA